AUGGGAAUUGGAUGGGAAGUUUCGAACGAGGUUGUCUUGUUGGCCGUGUCCACCAGCGGCACCAACCUCCAGCUCGCCGCCAAGGAGAAGGGGAUUGCCAGGGUGUUACCAGAGCAGGGCAAGGCACUUUCGAGUCUGUUCGGCUUUACCGGACUGUCGCGCGGAAGCAACAAUGAGCUGAAGGAUGAUCCGGAGGUAGUCCAGGCAGCCAUCAAGUUUGAUGGUCUUUCGCUGCAAUUUGCUUCCGAGCGGCUUCGGGCGGACAGAGACAUGGUUCUGGCUGCAGUUAGUCAGAAUGGCUGCGCACUGGAGUUUGCCAGCGAGGCACUCCGGCAAGAACGCGAGGUUGUCUGGCAGGCAGUAAACCGAACGCCACGGUCAUUGGCCUUGGCUUUGGGUGGCCUGGCCGAUGAUGAAGAGCUGGAGGAGCUCGCACGCGACGUCCGCUGCCGCAUUCAGGAAACUGGACGAUGA
Molecule: messenger RNA, 474 nt
Organism: Symbiodinium sp. CCMP2592
Lineage: Eukaryota; Dinophyceae; Suessiales; Symbiodiniaceae
Source: the annotation of a GenBank genome assembly